AUGGCUUUCAAUCCCCUGGCUAUUAUUCUCAAAGAAAACAAACUAGUUGGACCUAAUUAUAUUGACUUGAAAAGGAACUUUGAUAUUAUACUGACUGUAAAGGAGUACAAGUAUGUGCUCGCAGAGGUAUGUCCACAUAAACCUAGUGAAGAGGCAACCGAUGAGGAAACCCAGACUUACCAGAAGUGGAUUAAGGCUGAUGAGAUGGUGUGGUAUUACAUUUUGGCAUCUAUGUCGAAUGUUCUACAACAUCAGCAUCAGUCUAUGCCUUCUGCCUAUGAUAUAAUGCAGAGCCUCACAAAAAUGCUUGGGUAUCAAAAUCAUAUCCUUGGAGUUGAAAUUGAUGGGGAAACCCAGGUUGAUAUCGUUCUCCAGUCGCUGCCUGACUCUUUCAAGUAG
Molecule: messenger RNA, 399 nt
Organism: Malania oleifera
Lineage: Eukaryota; Viridiplantae; Streptophyta; Magnoliopsida; Santalales; Ximeniaceae
Exons: 2
Coding region: 1-399 (132 amino acids)
Source: RefSeq, a predicted model, not a curated record